AUGCCUGGCUGGAGACCGCUCCCGCGGAUCGCAUUCGCAAUAUGCACAUACCCAUUCCAGCCCUCGUCGCCCGCCGACCUGCCCCUCGAAGUUGGCGACGAACUGUACAUCAUUGAGCAGGGCGGCAAGGACGGCGCCUGGUUCCGCGGCUACCUCGUGGCGCCGCCCUCGCUGCUGGCCGGUCUGACCAGCGUCCAGGGCCAGACGCUCGAGGCGCGUGUCUUCUCGGGCAUCUUCCCAAGAUGUUGCGUCGAGGUGCGCGAGGUGCUGGGCGAGGGCAAGACUACUCCUACUCCCACCGCAGAUACCACUGAAGGGGCCGAGCAACGCAGCAAUGGCGGGCACAACCACGACACUAACGGUGUCAUCACGCCCACCGAGAGCACAGGUGCGACGCCGCCCUCUGCCAAAGCGUCUGCUUCGCAUCCCAGAAGAACCUCUAGACCCGAUGCCGUCUCUCUACUGCCCUCUUCCGCAGCCCGUCCGCUCUCGCGCCGCCGCUCGACCAAGAACCGCACUGGCAGCCACGGCUCCCAAUGGUCUGCGCGUGCCGACCACCUCCAGCAGCUUGCGCUGCCCCUCUCCCCCGUGUCUCCGACGUCGCAGGACCCCACUGCCCCUCGACCGCCUGCACCAGUGCCCAUGCUCAAGAUUGGUGAUGAGACGCCUACCUCGGCCCAAGAACCACUCGUCGACGAAAUAGCGUCGUGUCUGCGCGAAUGGCACUCGACCAAGCUACACGAGCUUCUGCUUGCACGCAAUUACGGCGCGUUGGACAAGAUGUCUGCUUUGGUGCAGCGAUUGGAUCAGGCUCGGCGGCAGCUGUUGCACAAGGUCUUGACACACAAAGAGCUGGACAGUGUGCGCGAGGCCACAGUAUGGGAUCUUGUGGCAGGCAACAAGAUGCUUUGUGGAGAUGUCAUAGUGCGCAGUCCAUCGCAGCGGGGACGCAUACUUACUGGGGAUGAUUCCGCCGUUGAGGUUACAAAAUUACAGUCCAUGAUGAGCUUGCUAGAUGGCCGACCGCUGCCGCACGUUGACGAGCACAACCUACACCACCUCUAUGUAAACUUAAAACGGGUUUUUGGCGACGUGGCGCACAAUGGCGCUCAGUUUAGCAUGCAUCUAUGUCACAAAGCGCCCGGCGCAGCACCCAUCCCACUUUCCGAGGCCUACUCGUUUGAUUUAACCACCCGAGAUGGAACGCCCGUACCCCUCUCUGGAGACAAGCUGAGGUCGCUGUUCGUCGAUUUGAGCUCAACCGACGUUGGCGAAGGCGCGGGCUCCGGAUCUAGUCUUUAUCUGGUCUUCAAACUCCUUACCAACGAACCAAUUCGCCCAGCUGUGUCUCCAAAGGACGGCCUGUCACGAGACGGCAACCCUACCAGCUCAAAUGGGAUACAGCCCUCGCAAUCCGGGAGUAUCAAGGGUGGACGGCGUAGUGUGAUGUUCGGUUCUAAACGCAAGGAAUCUGCGCACUCGAGCACCAGCUCUGUAGACAUUCGAACCACGUCGUCAGUAGACACUGUAACCAGUCGCAGUGAGAGCCGAGAUGGGCGACCCGGAUCUGCCGCCGUUACCAAACCUAGGUCAAACUCGAAGGACCAGAAAACGCUGAAGAGAGUUGUAGCCGUCGGCGUACACCGUGUGGAUCAACUUAUACGAUCGCAGUCGGAAGCCGAUCAGAAUAUCGAUUUGUGGUCUGUGCCUCAAGCUCUCGAUGAAGUGUCCGAUGAAGAUAUCGGUUGGGACGAUUUCUUGAGUGAAAUCUACCCCAGUCCUAACAGGAAGUACAAGAAGCAUUCUCCGGUUAAUCGUAUGACGGUGCACCUCAAAGCCUUCGCACAUUCCGAUGCGGAAGUCUUAACAGAAAAGACACCCACAUUACUCCACGGCAUCAAACCCUCCCGCAAGAUUGGGUUUUCUGGAGCUCCCACUAAAUCACGGAGCGACAUAUAUCUGACCCUGAGCGAAGCGUACCUCCCCAAAAAUGCCUUCCUUGCCCAUCCCAAAACCGGUACCGUACCCCUCCAGCCGACAUCGUCUCUGAACAACCUCCAGUUGACAAUUGAGGUUCGGAAAUCUUCGGGCGAGCGGAUCGAAGGUUGUAUCUACCCAUCGAGUAACAGCGCCGGACAUACAGCGUGGCGGACUACCGCAGUGGAGCGAGGCGAGAAGUGGAAUAUAACAGUACGAUUAGCCAUCAAACCUGAAGAAGUACCCGGAUCGCACAUCGUCAUGAGCAUAGCCGAUGCGCCCGGUUUCCCUUUCGCCCUAUGCUGGAUGCCAUUAUGGACCCAGGAUGCAUUUGCACGGGACGGUGAUCAUGCAUUGUCUCUAUAUCGUUAUGAUGAGUACACUUCGAGCAUGAUCGCUGGUAAAGGCGCCUAUCUUGGUCUGCCGUGGAGUACAAGGAAGAAGGAUGACCAAGUUAUGGGCCCUCUAGCAUCGCUACAUCUGAGGACGUAUCUCUGUAGUACGAAGUACUCUCAAGUCCCGGAUCUUCUAGGUCUUUUGAAAUGGCGAGACCAAGCCGGUGGAGAGCUUGUUGGCCUACUUCGACGAUUCCCAUUUGUCCCGGAAAUAGAGAUCGUCAAGCUACUCAACGAAGUCUUUGAAGCUCUGUUCGAGAUAUUAGUCGAGUAUGCCGGUAGCGACGAGUAUGAAGAUCUGGUUUUCAAUGCCCUGGUUAUCAUAUUAGGCAUAGUACACGAUCGACGGUUCAACCUGGCCCCUCUGGUUGAUCAGUACACCGAGACACAAUUCAAUUAUCCCUUCGCUACAGCAUGCCUGGUACGCAGUUAUACGCGCUUGUUGACAAGUCCAUCGGAUCCUGACUCCUCACGACGGUUACGUGCAACCUUCAAGGUUGGCAGGCACAUUCUCAAGUUUAUCAUGAACGCGCGGCAACAGCAAAAGGAAAAGGAGGCAGGCAUUGGAAUCACUACUCGUAACCCGACAUUCGCGAAAGACAUCCACGCAAUCUUCAAGUCAUUAGAGCUUCUCAUGGGCAAUCCCUCAGCUGUGCUUAUCGGAACGAAGACCAUCCUUGUUCAAAACUUCCACUUGUGGCUUCCUGAGCUCACAGCUUCAAUGAGUCCAAUGGAAAUCCUCAAACUCACAUCCAGCUUCGUCGAUUCAUGUGCCACACCAUCUGGGAAGCUUGUUCUAUAUAAGUUGCUAUUGAUCCACCACAUUGCUGGUCUAGAUAUCUUCAAAACACCGGAGACCAGAAAGGUGCUCCUCUCCAACGUUGCCAAAUGGCUUGCGCCGCACUGGGGUAAGGUAGAACAAGUCACCGACCAGUGGAAGGACCAGGUUCGGCUUUGCUGCUCGGUCGUUGCGUCACUGGUGGAAGAGCUUGGUCAAGACGCAUGCGAGUACAUUCCGAAGUUGGUGGAUUCCUAUAGGGCCAUCCAAGCCACACCACGGCCUACGAAAAAGGCUCUGUCGCUCCUGUUUCCAACUACGUAUCCAUUUCCCACGCGACCGACCAAAGCCCAGGCACCCUUUGACGAAGCUCUUAUCGAGAUAUCAGCUGUGCUUGCGGCCCUGUCAAGCCUCCCAAUUAACAUUGAUCUGGACUGGCCAAGAGGGGAACUUGCAGAUUUCCUGUUCUCCACUCUGCAGGUGUAUAUAUCCAUCCUGGACUGCGAAGCGUUCCCAAGCUCGUGGUUGAGUGUACAUAUCUUUCAUCACAAGGCCACUAUGCGAGCACUCGAAAAAUUAUCCGGCGUUCUGAUGGAGUCGUUCUUGCCGCAUCCUGACGAGGCAGACACCUUCAAUACUGAUCUUUGGCGUGCGUUCUUUGAUGCUUUGCUGAAGCUAGUCGGUAGCGAUGCAUUGGCGUUGGAGACGUUUCCCGAGCAGAAACGAAGGGCCGUGUGGAAGAUCGCCGGAGAUAUUCGUGAGCUCGGUGCAGACUUGCUUCAGCGCAGUUGGGAAGCAAUUGGAUGGGAGGCCAGCGCCGAAGACAAGAAACAGUACGGUUUGGAAAAGAUGGGCGGUUUUCAGGUGCAAUAUGUUCCAGGCCUAGUGGCACCAGUCGUCGAACUCUGUCUCAGUGUACACGAAGGCCUUCGCAGUGUCGCGAUUGAGGUGCUUCAGACCAUGAUCGUCAGUGAAUGGACUCUCAGCGAAGAUCUCUCGUUGAUUCAAGCUGAGAUGAUCGAUUGCUUGGACCGUCUCUUCAAAACAAGACCACUAACCGAAGUGGUUUUACAGAAGCACUUCAUCCAGGAACUUGUCGACCUCUUCGAACCCAUGGCCCAGUCAUCCGACGAGAAUCUUUAUACUGCAGUCAAGAACUUGAUCACGACCAUCGACGAACUCCUAGACCUCUUGGUUGCCGUUCACAGCACCGAAGCGACUGGUGAGGUCUUCCACAUCAUGGACACGCUGCACUUGAUGGAGUUCUUGAAGGAUAUGCAAAAGGAAGACAUGUACAUUCGCUACGUUCACCAACUCGUACAACUCCAGGUAGACGCGCAAAACUUCACUGAAGCGGGUCUCGCGUUACGGCUGCACGCUGAGCUCUAUGAGUGGGAUCCUGCAACGAUCAUCGAUCCAUUGGUCGAUCCUGCCAUGCUUGCGCAAAGCUCGUUCGAUCGCAAGGAGCAAUUGUACUUCCAGAUGAUCGAUCAUUACGAGAACGGCCAAUCGUGGGACAACGCGCUUGGCUCAUACAUGGAGUUAGCGACGCAGUAUGAACACAACGUUUUCGAUUUCGCAAAGUUGGCGAGGACGCAGCACGCCAUGGCAAAGAUCUACGAAAGCAUAGCCAAGGGUGAGCGAUCAAAUGCACGCUAUUUCCGUGUGGUGUACAAAGGGUUGGGUUUCCCCGUCAGUCUACGGGACAAGCAGUUCAUCUUCGAGGGAUCGCCAAACGAUCGCCUAGCCACUUUCACCGACCGUAUGCAACAGCAACAUCCAGCGGCCCAGAUUCUCACGGCUGGAAUGGAACAAGAUGUCGAGGGUCAAUAUUUACAGAUCUACCCGGUCAGUGCGCAAAAAGACAUGACGCACCCAGUCUAUCAACGAGCGAAAGUCGCGCAAUCAAUCAGGGAUUACUACCUGCUCUCACGGCCGUCGCAUUUCACUACUGCAUCUCGACGAACUGAAGGGCAUUCCAAGGAGGUAACCGUCGAGAAGAUAGUAUAUACCACUGCUGAAACCUUUCCCACGAUUCUGCGGAGAAGCGAGAUUGUUGCUGUCGGCACUGUCACGCUGACGCCGCUUCAAACAGCCAUUGAACGAACAACGCGGAAGACGGUAGAAUUGUCAUCUCUAGAAAAGAAGGUAUCUGGCGGCGAGGAGUUGCUCUUCACGGAAUUGACACGAGAGUUGAUGUUUGCCGUCGAUACGACCCAGGAAACCAGUGUGGCGAGGUAUCACGAACUGCUUCCGGAGCCACGACGUCCUUCAUUUGAGUCUGAAGAAGGGGAAGAAGAAGAGGAGGCAAAAGAACCAAACCUGCUGGAAAAUGCACUUAAGGUUGCUUUGAUUGACUAUGCCCUGGUCAUCCGGCGUUGUCUAGCCUUGUAUACGAGACCUGCUCAACAAGCGACCAGGGCAGACUUGAAUCAGCGUCUUGAAUUGGCGUUCCAAGACGAAUUAGCAAAUCUGAUGCCCGUCGCCGCACACGUGCAGGAACACAUACGGUCUCCCACAGGAUCUUGGCUGGCGUCGGCAACGGCUGCGUCGCGCGUGGCUAGCCCAUCACCCAACGCUACACCGACAGUGAACGGCACGCGAGUGACAUCUCCUAUUCCAGAUGCAAGACCAGCACGACAAGACAAAAAGCGAAUGAGCCUUUCCUUCUUCGGCAUAGGAGCCCCCCCAGGUGAGGAAGAUUCAAAGUCUUUAGAGAAGGACCACAAACUGGAAAAGGCUGCCGCGGAUGACAGCUUGGAUGCCGCGUCGACGAGCGCAUCGUCACGAAGUCGCAGCAAAGACCGAUCCAAGAACCGCAUGAGCCGAAGCCUCGUGUCGCCCGGUUCGCCAGUGCCCGAAGCGCUGCCACACUUUCCCAGCCAACCCGCGUCCAGUCAGAACAGCCUGGCCAAGGUCAGAAGUCGUGCCAGCAGUCGAGGCCAGAGUGUUGACGGCAGACCGCAAACUAGCAAAAGCAUAAAGAGUGAGAAGUCAGAGGGGCAUAGUAGGAGCAGUAGUGUGAAGAAGCGGUUGAGCAACUUCUAUCUCGGGAAGAAGAGCAGUAAGGCGAGCGUCAGAGGACGCGUCGAUGAUACCCUAGAGGAGGAGUAA
This is a messenger RNA of Didymosphaeria variabile, 6264 nucleotides long. RefSeq names its product Deoxycytidine kinase 1 (gene DCK1). NCBI's taxonomy places the organism in Eukaryota, Fungi, Ascomycota, Dothideomycetes, Pleosporales, Didymosphaeriaceae. The coding region runs from base 1 to 6264 and encodes 2087 amino acids. Gene Ontology annotation, molecular function: small GTPase binding; guanyl-nucleotide exchange factor activity. The record is from RefSeq and is a predicted model, not a curated record. Gene Ontology annotation, biological process: small GTPase-mediated signal transduction. The transcript is spliced from 2 exons. Gene Ontology annotation, cellular component: plasma membrane; cytoplasm.